Marmota monax (woodchuck) is the source of this 881-nucleotide messenger RNA. It is a transcript of the gene Hikeshi, whose product is annotated as heat shock protein nuclear import factor hikeshi. Gene Ontology annotation, molecular function: nuclear import signal receptor activity; Hsp70 protein binding. Gene Ontology annotation, biological process: protein import into nucleus. The transcript is spliced from 6 exons. The coding region runs from base 272 to 856 and encodes 194 amino acids. The record is from RefSeq and is a predicted model, not a curated record. Gene Ontology annotation, cellular component: nucleus; cytosol. NCBI's taxonomy places the organism in Eukaryota, Metazoa, Chordata, Mammalia, Rodentia, Sciuridae.
UUCGCGCUGGGAAGCAGGGUCAAAGGUCGUGGGGACUGAAGGCGUUCUUGCCGCUGGUCCUGCAGCUAUGUAGUGGAGGGACAAGUUCCCUUCCGUAAAGUCUGGAAGGUUCUUGGGCUCCUCUAGGGCGCUAGCCACAGGACUGCUAGUCGCCAGCUUCGGGUCCCUGCUGGCUGAGCGGAGCCGCCGCCAUGUUUGGCUGCUUGGUGGCGGGGAGGCUGAAAAAGGAAACCACUCAUCUCAAGUUAUGAACCUAAUUUUCAUUCCUUGAAUGUUUUUUCUUGGAAGAGAGGUACAGACAGCUGCACAGCAAGUGGCAGAGGAUAAAUUUGUUUUUGACUUACCUGAUUAUGAAAAUAUCAACCAUGUUGUGGUUUUUAUGCUCGGAACGAUUCCAUUUCCUGAGGGAAUGGGAGGAUCUGUCUACUUUUCCUAUCCUGAUUCAAAUGGAAUGCCAGUAUGGCAACUCCUAGGAUUUGUCACGAAUGGUAAACCAAGUGCCAUCUUCAAAAUUUCAGGUCUUAAAUCUGGAGAAGGAAGCCAACAUCCGUUUGGAGCCAUGAAUAUUGUCCGAACUCCAACUGUUGCUCAGAUAGGAAUUUCAGUGGAAUCACUGGACAGUAUGGCUCAGCAGACUCCUGUAGGCAAUGCUGCUGUAUCGUCAGUUGACUCUUUCACUCAGUUCACACAAAAGAUGUUGGACAACUUCUACAAUUUUGCUUCAUCAUUUGCUGUCUCUCAGGCCCAGAUGACACCGAGUCCAUCUGAAAUGUUCAUUCCAGCAAAUGUGGUUCUGAAAUGGUAUGAAAACUUUCAAAGACGACUAGCACAGAACCCUCUCUUUUGGAAAACAUAAUUUGAAUAAAAUUAUUUUUAAUGGA